AUGCUGCCUGGACCGCCGGACGAGUGGCCGCUGGAACGCCGGGGCCAGAGCGCCGCACUGACCAUCUCUUCUGGGCGAGGAGGGAAUUGUAAUCUCAUUUUGAUUCCUAGAGGGGUUUCUGAUAAUGUUCUGGGAUCAAGGGCCAACGGCAACGCCGAAUCUAAGGAAUCAGAUGUACGAGUACGAGUAAUAAUCCAGGAAAAAAGUCAGACCAUGUCCGCCCGGUUACAAGAAGGCGACGAGCAAAGGGGCACAAGGAUGCCAAAGCGUGGCCGUGAGCGACUUUACCUUGUCUUUGAUGACUGGUGCCAUGGAUACAGCAUCCGCAUGGUAAACUUGUUGAAGCAUACUGCUGGCUCAGGCCAUCCAGCCCCGGUGCAUUUUUCCCAGCCUUUCUGCCGCAUAAUGGCACCUCUCGUGUCGUACUUCACGUCAGCCUUUGGCGCCAAGAUUUUGGCGGUGUUUUCCAGAGAUCCCGAAGCUGACUCUGAGAGCUACUUCCCAAUGUUGGACGUUCGCUCGCAGUGCGUCACCUUUGCCCCUGGGCAGUUAUGUCCUAUUCCUCCCAUCUACUACCUUCCUGUCGGCAACGAGUUAUUCUGUCUGAGCUUCUGCUCCUUCGAGAUGCUCUGCUCGGAGGUGCUCUCCCCCCGGUUGCAGGAUCAGUCUUGCAGCAUGGGUUGGUCAUGGAAACAGCUCUCUGAGAAACCGCCAUUCUAUGUUGAUCACGUCACCUCCUACUCUUUGCAUCCUGAGGAACGGACCUUCCUCUUCAGCACCAAGACUGGCGCAGCCGAGGCCACCUACACCUUUGACACCCAGAAACGUUCAUGGAAACUCCUUGGCAAUUGGAAGCUGCCCUUUGCUGGCUGCGCUCACUUUGACCCGGGCCUCAACUGCUUUGUCGGGCUCUCCAAAGAACCGGACACCCUUGGCCAAAUUUACAGCUGCCAAGUGCCCAUCUAUGACACUGAUGAUGGUCUGUGCCCUCCCCCUGUAGUGAAGCUCUGCAAGGAGAAUCUGUUAAGUGAGCGCCCACGUGAUAUGCAUGUUGGUGCUACCCUUGUCUACAUGGGAGGCAAGAGCGAAUUCUGCCUCGUACAGUGUGUCAGCCCUGAUCAGGACCGAAUGGAUGAGGACGACGUUGCUCAUGGUGCGCAGCUACCCGGUCGUCGUCGCUUCUAUCGUCUCACCACAUUCUCUCUCAGCUUCAACAAGGAUAAAGAACUGACAACUGGCAAUACCCGUCGGCUGCAGUACUACAAAGUGCCUAAAGAAGCCACGAAGCCGUUCCUUCAAGAUCCGGUGGCAUUUUGGAUGUAG
Messenger RNA from Triticum turgidum subsp. durum (durum wheat), 1323 nucleotides. Lineage: Eukaryota; Viridiplantae; Streptophyta; Magnoliopsida; Poales; Poaceae. The record is from the annotation of a GenBank genome assembly.